Messenger RNA from Cyprinus carpio (common carp), 2183 nucleotides. RefSeq names its product beta-1,3-galactosyl-O-glycosyl-glycoprotein beta-1,6-N-acetylglucosaminyltransferase 3-like. The record is from RefSeq and is a predicted model, not a curated record. Gene Ontology annotation, cellular component: membrane. NCBI's taxonomy places the organism in Eukaryota, Metazoa, Chordata, Actinopteri, Cypriniformes, Cyprinidae. The transcript has 2 exons. Gene Ontology annotation, molecular function: acetylglucosaminyltransferase activity.
AUGCAAAGACAAGAGACAAACUCUCCUCUUAAGAAAGAGCUGGUCUUGAGUCACUUACUAAAGCAGGAUGUUGAAGAAUUACAGACUUGUUCUGUUAUUAUUGAAGGAGACAUGGAAGGACUGGACAAGGAUGUUUUCAGGAAGCUCCUGGCCUCGAAAAAAAGAAAAACUUUGCUAUCAGAGUCAUUCUACUUCAACGCAACCAAGCAUUGUCCAUCCUACAUCAGAGACAGAAGAUUUCUGACGGUUUCUCUCAGUAAAGAGGAGAAAGAUUUCCCCAUUGCUUACUCCAUGGUGAUACAUGAGAAGAUCAAGAUGUUUGAAAGGCUUCUUAGAGCCAUUUACAAUCCACACAAUGUGUACUGUGUUCACAUGGACCAGAAGUCUCCUGAGAUCUUUAAAGAAGCAGUAAGGGCCAUUACAUUCUGCCUGACCAAUGUGUUUGUGGCCAGCAAACUGGAGCAUGUGAUCUAAGCCUCUUAGUCUCGAGUUCAAGCGGACAUCAACUGCAUGCAGGACCUGGUAAAGUCACCUGUCCAGUGGAAGUAUCUGCUCAACACAUGUGGCACUGAUUUCCCCAUUAAAACCAAUGCAGAGAUGGUUCAGUCUCUAAAACUCCUGAAUGGAAAGAACAGUUUGGAGUCUGAGACCAUAGAGGCCAAAAAAGGUCGAUGGCAAUAUCAUCAAAAUGUUACGAAUGUUGUGACUCGGACAGAUGUUAAAAAGUCACCUCCACCAAUAGAGACCCUCAUGUUCUCUGGAAAUGCUUACUUUGUGGUUUCAAGAGAGUUUGUGGAGCAUAUCUUCAAAAGCAAGGAGAUUCAAGAUUUCAUGGAAUGGGAGAAAGACACGCACAGUCCAGAUGAGCACAUGUGGGCUACAUUACAGCGGAUGCCUUCAGUACCAGGAUCUAAUCCUUCAAACAUCAAGUAUGAACACUCGGACAUGAAUUCAAUUGCUCGUCUGGUGAAGUGGAGCUACUACCACGGAGGAGAACUGAAGAAUGGGGCUCCGUAUCCACCAUGCACUGCGAUGCACAGACGGGCAGUGUGUGUCUAUGGAGCUGGGGACUUGAAAUGGAUUGUGCAGCAACACCAUCUUUUGGCAAACAAGUUUGACCCAGAAGUAGACGAUGUAGCAAUGAAAUGUAUGGAGGCUUAUGUAAGGUACAAAGCUAUUUUUGGUCGAUCAUUACUAACAGUUAAAAAAUCUGACAUUAUUUUAUGAUGUUUUUAAUUAGAGGUACAAUAUAUAUUUGUAUAAUUUAAUAUAUAUUGUAAUAAUCCUUUUGAAUCUUUUUUUAAAUUCUUUUUAAUAAUGUAAAUGUAAUUGAAAAUAUAAUAUAAACAUUUACGUAUUCUAAGUUGGUCAAAAAAGUAAUAGGACAAUCCAAACUAAAAACUAAAAUUAAUAAUUUAGUAAAAAACUAUGUGUACACUUCAGAGCAGCUCUGUACGUUAGGGUUCCAAGUACUUACACAUUUUACAUUGAAUAUUCCAUACUUUUUCAGAUUUUUCAGAAUUCUCUGGAGAUUUUUUAGACACUGUUUACCAUCAGAUAAAAGGUUUUAAAAUCCAUUAUCCAUUAACUAUUAUGCUGCCAAAUUAUUUCCAGAAUACUGUAUCCAGGCAAGUUCAGAAGCAAUUAAAUCUGCAAUACUGCAACACAUGAUUGUAUUUGAUAUGCUUUCAACACUUUCAAUGAUUGCAUACAUUUUAAAUAUUUCAUAGUCAUUAUAAGUUUUAAGUUAAUAUUGUCACUGAUUACAUUUAUUUAGAAAUUAUUACUCUCAAAAUAAUUGCAGGAUAUGCUAUCCAGUAUAAUAAUAUUUGCUAUACUAUAAAUGUACUUUAUUAUGAGGCAUUAUUACGUAACAUUAAAUUCACUGAGACUUGGACACAAAUGUUCUUCUUUAUAACAAACAAUACAAUUUAAAACUUUAUGAGCAAAGGUCAGCAGCACAAUAAACAAAUCAAGAAUGUUUAAAUGCACAUUGUGCAGGAUCACAGCAAGACUUAACAUCACUUUGCAAAAAAUGGCAACAAUAAAAUCCUUGUGACAAUAAAGUCUUUAAAAGACCAUAAAGUGAGCAUGACUCAUGACCAUCAAAUCUUCUAAUCACUUGACUUGGUAUCGGUUUAUUUUCUGUAUUAAAGGAAAUUUUGUUUUAACAAAAGUAACUU